Epinephelus moara (kelp grouper) is the source of this 3114-nucleotide messenger RNA. RefSeq names its product synaptophysin b (gene sypb). The record is from RefSeq and is a predicted model, not a curated record. Lineage: Eukaryota; Metazoa; Chordata; Actinopteri; Perciformes; Serranidae. Gene Ontology annotation, cellular component: synaptic vesicle; presynaptic active zone; synaptic vesicle membrane. Bases 86 to 967 code for a protein of 293 amino acids. The transcript is spliced from 7 exons.
GUGGAGCCUCCCCUGGGCUGUUCCGGAUGAGACGCCUCCCUCCCUCCGCCCCUCUGAUCCUCUUAUCAGCGAGUAAGCGGCCAAGAUGGAUGUUGUAAACCAGUUGGUGGCCCAAGGGCAGUUCACGGUAAUCAAACAACCGUUGGGAUUUAUCAAAGUUCUACAGUGGAUCUUUGCGAUCUUCGCCUUCUCGACAUGUGGCAGUUACUCUGGCAUGUUCAAGAUGAGCGUGGAGUGUAAAAACCGGUCGGAGAGUGAUCUAGGCAUAGAAGUAGAAUUUGAAUAUCCGUUCAGGCUCCAUCAGGUUUACUUUGAUGCUCCCACCUGUAAGGGAGGGAAUCCCGAGCGUCUAUUCCUGGUCGGGGACUACUCCUCCUCAGCUGAGUUCUUUGUCACCAUCGGUGUCUUCUCCUUCCUCUACUCUAUGGCAGCCCUCUCUGUAUACUGUUUCAUACUGGAGAAGUACCGUGAAAACUGCAAGGGACCCCAGAUUGACUUUGUUGUGACGGCGGUAUUUGCCUUUAUGUGGCUGGUGUCCUCAUGUGCUUGGGCUAAAGGCCUGUCAGAUGUGAAAACAGCCACCGAUCCAGAGAGGGUCAUCACUCUCAUCUCGGCCUGUGACGAACCAGAUAAUCGUUGCCGUGAAGUCUACGACCCCAAGGUCUCCGGCCUCAACACCUCUGUGGCUUUUGGCUUCUGCAACCUGAUCCUGUGGAUAGGAAACCUGUGGUUUGUGUUCAAGGAGACCGGCUGGUUGGCCGCCUUCUCUGGCACAUACGUCCCGUCACAGGAAAAGCAGCCCGCUCCCGAUUCCUUCGCCCAGGGAGGCUACGCUCAGCAGGAUCCCUACGCCGGCUCCCAGGGAGGAUACCAGCCCGAGUACGGCCAGCAGGGAGGCUACAGUGAGGAGGGAGGAUACAGCCAGGGCUAUGAGCAGCAGCCCACCUCCUACUCUAAUCAAAUGUGAGCCCGUUCAGCCAAACUACAGCUGCAGGAUGGGUGACCUUGUGAUUUCGGAGUGUGGCUCUCGACCACCACCUGCAUUUCCACACUCCUCUGUUUGUCUGUUUGUGUAUCUGUGAGUUGACAGGCGGAGGGAGGGAGGCAUGGAGGGCAGAAACUGGUGGGGCCUUGGGAGGGGAGACACCACUGGGUGGGUCGGGGGGUAGUAAUGGGUCCUUUUCUGUAACAUGAUGUUUAUUCUCGUGAUGUAUUUAACUGUCGAAGACAACAGAGGAUUGUCUGUUUGGUUAUACGAGAAAAACUUGAAUACAAAUACCAAAACAUUCGUUGACGAACAUUUAAGAGAAAUCUUGUAACGGAAAAGACUUACAUUUAUGGGGGGGAAAAAAAUUGUAGUAAUAUUAACUUGGGAGAAUGUAUUUGUCUGUGCUGUGUAAAUAUCAACAUGUUGAUAUAUAUGAUUAUAUGUACACAGUUGAAUAAUUGUGCACUCCAUAUAAGUUGUUAUACAACAAAUGUUGAGCACAGAGUUAUUCAAUUGCAUUUACUUUGGUUCUGUUUAGGAGCUCACAUAGUUUAGCCUUUGCCCCUCAAAUCCCCUUAAACAAUCAUGAUGUUUUCAUUUAUUCAUCUCAGAAUCUAUGAACAUCUUUUUCUAUGUUUUUUUCAUUUGAUCAGCAUCAUUGGAAUGAAAUGUGGCGAAGGGUGCUGAAAAUACGGCAAAAAGAACAACAGAUUAUUAAUAAAAGAAGUGAGCAGAGUGAUUAAUAGUAAUAACAGUGAAUAGAUGAUAGCAGUAGGUCGUUUUAUUUAUGUUUUUAUAUAUAUUUUUCCAUCAAAUAUCACUGUCAAGCGAGGAUGAACUCUUGUGAUACACAGAACAUUUUAAAUCCUGACAUAUAAGAUCAAAAGUUGCAUUAGGGUUAAGUAAAAAAAAAACUUAGUGAGCAUGGUAGCAUCUCAUAUUUGCUGUGCCGUCUCAGAAACUGCUAUAGUGUGCUAUCAGUAUGAAAAUCGUGAACAAUCGGGGGGGCAGUGAACAACAGACUUAGCGACGUGUGUGUGUUUGUUUAUUCGUUUGGAUUUAUGUGAUGGCAUCGAACUAAUUUUGUGAAUGAACCCUCGUCCUGUUUUGAUCGCCUGUUACGUGGUCCGGAAAGUUGUAAGACAGAGUCAUAUAGUUUUUUAACCGGUGUUUCUAUCACGCUGUAAUCAGUGACGUACGCGUUAACAUGAGAACAAAGUAUAUUAACGACCUUGGUUAUGCCAUAGUGAACACAUAUUGUUAUGAGGCAGUCUGAACAAUACGUCUCCAUAUAUACUUCUCCUGCAUCCUCAAUCCUUCUUUGUCUCUUCUCUCUCUCUGAAGGCGAACUUAACUGCAUGCAUCCUUAUAUCCUAAAGCAUCCCUGAACAUAUUUGAGAGGCUUAAAGCUGCAGGAAAGUUAGACUACACAGUAAUACCGUGGUAUGUUUGUUCCAUCGUAGUGGUUACUGCACAGCACAUACAGCAGCUCUACUAUAUUCUACUCAAAGCACAAAGUACGUGCUGCAAUAAUUACUUCUCUUCAGAUAUAAAUGCCUGUCCUACUGCCAGUCCUGUUUGGAUAUACAAGAUCGUGUUUGCCAAAUGGUAAGAGAUGUGUCUUGAUUGGUAGUUUUGCUUCCACAGUCCUCAUCAGGAUGAACUGUUGUCCAUCUCUAGUAUAUAUCGAUCCAUCGCACAGCCUUGGAUUCACUCUUUUUGUUUUUUAAAAUCAGGUUUUAUUUUGAUUCAGGCGGUGUAGAAGCACCUGGCUUUCUCUCUUCCUCUAGUUCCCCCCACCUCUGUUUAUUUUUCUCUCUCUCUGUCUUUCUCUCUCUUUCACUGUAGCUCUUAUAAAUAUGCUGAAAUGAAAUAUAUACUCUGUUGUUAGUGGUGAAUGAUGUCUUGUGAUACUCUCUCUACGCCUUUGGAUAGUGCUGUGUUUAUUGUGUAUGAUGUAUUCAUAUUAGUAUUUACGAUAAUGAUAAGUCAGAGAACAAAAAAAAAUUAUCCAAGACUCUCCAGAAUUCUACUGUAUUCUUAUUAUAUGGGAUCCAUGUGAAACAAAAUGAAAUAAAAUUGAAAUUAUUCUGUUGAAGGUUAAAAUGUGUACUUCUGUUCACAGG